This is a messenger RNA of Penicillium samsonianum, 837 nucleotides long. RefSeq lists its product as uncharacterized. The transcript has 2 exons. The coding region runs from base 1 to 837 and encodes 278 amino acids. The record is from RefSeq and is a predicted model, not a curated record. NCBI's taxonomy places the organism in Eukaryota, Fungi, Ascomycota, Eurotiomycetes, Eurotiales, Aspergillaceae.
AUGGACUGGCCAAAUCACAAAGGCCAUUGCAGGGACAUGCAGCAACGGAAGAUACUGCUCCGAGCUGCCCAGAUACUGAAGGCAGCUAUGUUAGCAUACAGAGAGACUGUAUACGAUGUGGAUCUAACCAAAAUCGAGUAUCGUGAUGGGGUCCUCUAUCUCCAUCAAAAUCAAAGAUCGGUUUCGUCUCAAUCCAAACGUGGUCCCUUCCCAAACCACAUGACCGACAACAUCGAGCACAAGGAAGCGGCUCUCGUCAAAAGCCAAUCCACAGCAGCCAUGGCGCUCUUGGGUCCAUUGACCAGAAAACUUCUUAGAGGCAUACCCUUGGAAAUUGAGACCAUGGUCGUCAAUAUCGGAAGACCACGGGUUCCAACUAGGCUUGUUCCUGGUCCCGAUUUGCACGGCGGUCCACACUCGGUGUUGAAGAUAGGACGAAUCGAGAGCAAUGAAACAUGGAUCAUCGAUACAACAGGCUGUCAAUAUGGAUUCCGAGAUGUGCUUGUUCCAUUUGUCAAGUACUUUAUUGACAACAAAUGCCGGAUAUUGAAUGGACCACAGAUUUACGACGCAUGCGAGACGAAGGACUUGGACUAUUUGUCAACUCUUCAUGUCUUCAACAAAACAAAAGCACAACGGCAGGAUAUGCGACUAGAACGACUAACCCGUCACCAUUUUGCCGUCUUCAUUUAUAUGAGUGUGGGUGAUAACUUCCUUGUGGGCUCUGGCACCGACUACCAGGGAAAGAUUGAUCGCUUCGUCAAUGAACUCAAAACUCACAUGGUUGAUUCCAUGAGAAAGACAGGUGACAAUUUUGAAGAUUCUGAAGAUGAUUGA